Messenger RNA from Periophthalmus magnuspinnatus, 1378 nucleotides. Its product is annotated as pannexin-1-like. Gene Ontology annotation, biological process: positive regulation of interleukin-1 production; monoatomic cation transport. The record is from RefSeq and is a predicted model, not a curated record. Lineage: Eukaryota; Metazoa; Chordata; Actinopteri; Gobiiformes; Gobiidae. The transcript is spliced from 6 exons. Bases 206 to 1378 code for a protein of 390 amino acids. Gene Ontology annotation, molecular function: channel activity.
CGAGACGGGACAGCAGCAGGGUUACCAUCAUCCUCUUUGUCAGUGGUGAUUGAGUUCAGCUCCUUCACUAUUGGCGUCUGGAGCCUUUCUGUCUUAUUAUCACCAUAAAUACAGGCUAGUUGCGAGAUGGUGAAUUGAACCACAUGCGGCAAGUUAACCCUUUAUUCAAUAUACAAAAAAAAAACGGCUUUUGUUCACAUUUGGCAUGGCGAUCGCGCACGUAGCCACCGAAUAUGUCUUCAGCGAUUUCUUAUUGAAGGAUCCAACGGACGGACAGAGUAAUAAGUAUAAAGGUGUGCGCCUGGAGCUCGCUGUGGACAAAAUAGUCACGUUUCUUUCCGUGGGGCUACCUUUAUUUCUCAUCUCUCUCGCCUUUGCUCAAGAGGUGUCCGUGGGUACACAGAUCAGUUGCUUUGCUCCAACAAACUUCUCCUGGAGACAAGCAUACUAUGUUGACUCAUUCUGUUGGGCAGCAGUACAGCAGCAAUCUGAGAACACCCCACUAUGGUUACAUAAGUUUUUCCCAUACAUCCUGCUCUUAUUUGCCAUCCUCCUGUACAUCCCCGCUCUGUGUUGGAGGUUCACAGCUGCUCCACACCUUUCCUCAGACCUCAGUUUUAUCAUGGAGGAGCUGGAUCGUUUUUAUAAUCGCGCAAUUCGUCUGGCCAAGAAUCUGGCUUCUUUAGAUAGCAAGGAUGGAACUGAUGACUCUCAAAGUGCCUUGGACCUGACAGAAGGCUGCUUCAAAUAUCCAUUAGUGGAGCAUUAUCUCAAGACCAAGCGCUUCUCUCGCCGCCUCGUGGUCAGAUACUUGGCAUCUCGUGGUCUCACCCUGCUGAUUCUGCUGCUGGCCUGCAUAUACCUUGGUUACUACAUCCAACUGGCCUCCUUCACAGACGAGUUUCCUUGUGACUUGAGAAAAGGCUUACUUCAAAACGAUAGCUUUGUACCCUCAGCAGUGCAGUGCAAGCUCGUGGCAGUGGGUGUGUUCAGGCUACUCAGUUAUAUCAACCUGGUAGUCUACAUCCUCCUGGCUCCUCUGGUGAUCUAUGCCGCCAUCGGACCGGCACGGCAGAGUUCGGGCUUCCUCCAGCCUUAUGCUAUGCUCCCUGGGUUUGGCACUUUAGGAGUGAUUACCCCGGUUUAUAAUGAUCUGAGCAUUUAUUUACUGUUUCUGCAGGAGAAUCUGAGCCAGCUGAAGUCAUACAAGUGCCUCCAGGUACUGGAGUUGUUACAAGAAUCAAGUGAUGAGGGAUUUGACACCAUGUGCCUGUUGCAAACUUUGGGUCAAGUGAGGACAGAUGUGAUUGACGGUAAGAGGGGGACAUGUGUGCUCAAGAAUGAAGUGCAAGAAAAUACAGAACAAAAUGAAAAAUAA